AUGGGGUCUGAAAUGAAGUCCGCCCCUGUGCUGUCUACAGCUGAUGAUCGUAUCCUCGAGGAAAUCGACCCUGUGGCCUCGCGAGACCCGACAAUCGCAGUGUCCGACGAUGAACUUUCCAUUACAUACGAUAUCGAGCGCACCUUGAAGGAAAUUCGCCAAGCACGGUACAAGCGCAUUGCUCUCCAGUUCCCAGAUGAUAUGCUCCCCGAUGCCCCGCGGGUAUUUCAAUUGCUCAGCCGUGGCCUCGAGUGCGAGGAAAACAGCGCCAACGAUACACAACCUUCGAACCAGGCCGAUGCUAGCAGCGCCAACGAUAGCCUGGCUCAUGCGGUAUCUGGGCUCCAGGUGGAGGAGACACCGAGCUCUGCGCCAGCUCGAUUGACCAUUUUGGCUGAUACAUCUUACGGGACCUGCUGCGUUGACGAAGUGGCCGCGGAGCAUGUGGACGCAGACGUGGUAGUGCAUUACGGGAGGUCGUGUCUUUCGCCAACGGCACGGCUACCGGUGAUCUAUGUCUUCACACAUAAGAACCUACCCCUAGAGCCCGUGGUACGAGCUUUCCAGGCCACUUAUCCUGACACAACAACCAAAGUGAUUCUCGCAGCCGAUGUCACUUUCGCCGAUCACGUUCCCACUGUAUAUACUCGCCUGGUCGAAGAGGGAUACACCAACUUAUAUGCGACGGAAAUUGUGCAUGAGCCCUCAUCAUCAAUUCCCAAUCGUACAGUCCCCGAGUCGGUUCAAGAGGCCCCUGAAACGCUGUCCGAUUGGCAGUUGUUCCACAUUUCCGAUCCACCAACGGCUCUCCUGAUGACCCUCGCAUCCCGCGUUGCUGCGAUCCAUAUUUAUCCCACCAAUGACCUAUCAAACGAGGACGUUAAGCCAUUGCCUGCGUCUACUGCUGCAGUUUUGCGACGCCGCUAUGGAACACUGGCCUCUCUGACGACUGUGCCUAUCUGGGGUAUCUUAAUCAACACACUGAGUGUCAAGAACUACCUGCAUAUUGUGGAACAUGUCAAGGAGCGCAUUGCCGAAGCCGGCAAGAAGAGCUACAUGUUCGUAGUUGGCAAGUUGAAUGCUGCCAAAGUAGCCAAUUUCAGUGAGAUUGGUGGCUGGGUGGUCAUUGGCUGCUGGGAAAGCUCUUUGGUGGAUAGCAAGGAUUUCUGGAAGCCAGUGAUCACUCCGUUUGAAUUGGAGUUGGCUCUGAAAAACGACGCAGAUCGGGUGUGGACAGGAGCAUGGCAAAGUGAUUUCCAAGCAGUCCUUGAUGCGCCGGCUCAGGAGGCCAAGGGAGAAGAAGAUGACCCGGAGACCUCCAAUGGCGCAACCAUGUCCGAAGAGGACGACAUGUCAGAGCCUGAGUCGGCACCGCCCGAAUUCGACUUCCGCACUGGUCGAUACGUCUCACACUCUCGUCCAAUGCGGAACCCCGCGCCCCGCGCUUCUCAGGUUGAUGGAUCAUCCACGUCCGGCCCAUCCGCUGCUAGAGCACUGGCGCGGCGAGCUAAGGGCGACCUAGCUAUGAUCGGCGGAGCCGUGUCACCAGGCGCAGAAUUUUUGCGGUCGCAACGGACAUGGAAAGGUCUGGGGAGCGACUUUGAUAUCAAAUAUGACGAGGAAGACCCGGAGGAUAGUACCUUGGUCAAGGAAGGGCGCAAGGGUAUUGCGAGGGGCUACACUGUAGGCGAUACAGCUGACAAACAUUAA
Messenger RNA from Penicillium bovifimosum, 1710 nucleotides. RefSeq names its product 2-(3-amino-3-carboxypropyl)histidine synthase subunit 1/2. The record is from RefSeq and is a predicted model, not a curated record. Gene Ontology annotation, molecular function: 2-(3-amino-3-carboxypropyl)histidine synthase activity. Bases 1 to 1710 code for a protein of 569 amino acids. The transcript has a single exon. Gene Ontology annotation, biological process: protein histidyl modification to diphthamide. Lineage: Eukaryota; Fungi; Ascomycota; Eurotiomycetes; Eurotiales; Aspergillaceae.